AUGGAGGCGCGCGGGGACCUGGGCCCGGCUCGGGAGUCGGCGGGCGGCGACCUGCUGCUGGCGCUGCUGGCGCGGAGGGCGGACCUGCGCCGAGAGGUCCCGCUGUGCGCCGGCUGUGACCAGCACAUCCUGGACCGCUUCAUCCUCAAGGCCCUGGACCGCCACUGGCACAGCAAGUGCCUCAAGUGCAGUGACUGCCACACGCCGCUGGCCGAGCGCUGCUUCAGCCGCGGGGAGAGUGUUUACUGCAAGGACGACUUCUUCAAGUGA
Molecule: messenger RNA, 270 nt
Organism: Propithecus coquereli (Coquerel's sifaka)
Lineage: Eukaryota; Metazoa; Chordata; Mammalia; Primates; Indriidae
Product: LIM/homeobox protein Lhx3-like
Exons: 2
Coding region: 1-270 (89 amino acids)
Biological process (GO): neuron differentiation; regulation of transcription by RNA polymerase II
Cellular component (GO): nucleus
Molecular function (GO): RNA polymerase II transcription regulatory region sequence-specific DNA binding; DNA-binding transcription factor activity, RNA polymerase II-specific
Source: RefSeq, a predicted model, not a curated record